AUGGAGACUUCUAGCUCCAACAAAAGGAAGUUCUCCCAUUUCAAGAAACAUUCACGGGGUAAGAACAAUAACAACAAGGGGCAAAACUCGAAAGAGGUCAAAGAGACAAAGGCUUAUGUUACCACCACUACAAAUGAUACCGGCAGGAAGCCUUACACCGGGAGUGCACUAAAGUGCAAAAAAUGCCCCUUCCACCACUACGGAGAAUGUCGAAGUCCCAAGUGUGGUAAAUGUGGUAAACUUAGGCACCGCACUGAGGUGUGCUGGGGAACGAACACUAAGGAUCAAGGUUGCUUCAACUGUGGUGACAAAGGGCACUUUAAAAGGGAUUGCCCGAAGGAAAUCCAAGCUCGGGGUAGAGCAUUUGUGAUAGGAGCUAAGGACGCUCGCCAGGAACCGAAUGUGGUCACCGGUACGUUCCCUAUCAAUAAUCACUUCGCAUCUAUUCUUUUCGAUACUGGAGCAGAUUAUAGUUUUAUUUCUAAGGAAUUUAGAAAUAUACUUGGGGUAGAAUCGAGCAAAUUAGAUAUUCCAUACUCGAUUGAACUAGCUGACGGGAAAUUAGUAGAAUCAGGGGAAAUCAUAAAGAAAUGUACCUUAGAACUGGGUGAACGAAAUUUUGACAUAGAUCUCUUACCGGUUCCGUUAGGUAGUUUCGAUGUCGUUAUUGGUAUGGAUUGGUUAUCCGAUAAUCAAGCCGAAGUCAUAUGUCAUGAGAAGAUCAUACGCAUCCCCCUGCCCGUUGGUGAACAUUUGCUAGUACACGGGGAGAAACAAGACAUGCCAUUAUGA
Molecule: messenger RNA, 792 nt
Organism: Helianthus annuus (common sunflower)
Lineage: Eukaryota; Viridiplantae; Streptophyta; Magnoliopsida; Asterales; Asteraceae
Exons: 1
Coding region: 1-792 (263 amino acids)
Biological process (GO): proteolysis
Molecular function (GO): aspartic-type endopeptidase activity; nucleic acid binding; zinc ion binding
Source: RefSeq, a predicted model, not a curated record